Nymphaea colorata (pocket water lily) is the source of this 1755-nucleotide messenger RNA. Its product is annotated as shaggy-related protein kinase alpha. The coding region runs from base 243 to 1472 and encodes 409 amino acids. The transcript is spliced from 13 exons. NCBI's taxonomy places the organism in Eukaryota, Viridiplantae, Streptophyta, Magnoliopsida, Nymphaeales, Nymphaeaceae. Gene Ontology annotation, molecular function: protein serine/threonine kinase activity; ATP binding. Gene Ontology annotation, biological process: protein phosphorylation; signal transduction. The record is from RefSeq and is a predicted model, not a curated record. Gene Ontology annotation, cellular component: cytoplasm.
AUUAGGGCAUUUGACCGUCAACUCCGAGGCCAACGACCGUCAUCUUCGUCAUUAUCAUCAUGGUGAUCAUGCAUUUCUUCCCUUUGUUUUUGUUUCUGUGAAGGAGAGAAGAGGAGGAGAGUAAGCCAGCAAGAGGAAGCAUUUUUAAAUCUUUCUGGUAAAGGCUUGAUGUUGUUCAGUUGAAAGACAACAGUAAAAAAUUUGGGAGUUGGGGAACGGUACAUAAGCUGAAUUGUCUAAAUAUGGCUUCAGUUCGUGUGGUUCCCUCCACAGGAUUGAGGGAUUCCAAUGGAAAUGCAGUUGGUGUUGAUAAAUUACCUGAGGAAAUGAACGAUAUGAAGAUAAGGGAUGACAAGGAAAUGGAGGCAGCUGUGGUGGAUGGUAACGGCACUGAGACUGGUCAUAUAAUUGUCACCACAAUUGGUGGGAAAAAUGGCCAGCCAAAGCAGACAAUAAGCUAUAUGGCGGAGCGUAUUGUUGGGAAUGGAUCGUUCGGAAUUGUCUUCCAAGCAAAAUGCUUGGAGACUGGUGAAACUGUAGCAAUUAAAAAAGUGCUCCAGGACAAGAGGUAUAAGAAUCGUGAGCUGCAGACCAUGCGUCUUCUGGAUCAUCCAAAUGCUGUAUCCUUGAAGCACUGCUUCUUUUCAACGACAGAGAAAGAUGAACUUUACCUGAAUCUGGUGCUGGAAUAUGUACCCGAGACUGUUCACCGAGUAGUGAAACAUUAUAACAGGAUGAAUCAACGAAUGCCUCUGAUAUAUGUGAAACUUUAUACCUACCAGAUUUGUCGUGCAUUGGCCUAUAUACAUGAUAGUCUUGGCGUGUGCCACAGAGAUAUUAAACCACAAAACCUUUUGGUAAAUCCACACACUCACCAACUUAAAUUAUGUGAUUUUGGAAGUGCAAAAGUGUUGGUGAGAGGAGAGCCAAAUAUAUCAUACAUCUGUUCUAGAUACUAUCGGGCUCCUGAACUUAUAUUUGGAGCCACUGAGUAUACUACAGCAAUUGAUAUUUGGUCUACUGGCUGUGUCCUUGCUGAGCUACUACUUGGACAGCCGCUCUUUCCUGGUGACAGUGCAGUCGAUCAGCUUGUGGAAAUAAUUAAGGUACUUGGGACACCUACCAGGGAGGAGAUUAAAUGCAUGAAUCCCAACUACACGGAGUUCAAAUUCCCACAGAUUAAGGCACACCCUUGGCAUAAGAUAUUCCACAAGCACAUGCCACCUGAAGCUGUGGACCUUGUCUCCAGACUUCUACAGUAUUCGCCAAAUCUUCGGUGUACUGCGUUAGAGGCACUUGUUCAUCCAUUCUUUGAUGAACUAAGAGAUCCAAAUGCUCGUCUUCCAAAUGGGCGACCACUGCCUCCACUUUUCAACUUCAAGCCCCAAGAGCUGAAAGGGGUGAGGAUGGAGAUGUUGGUAAAGUUGGUACCUGAACAUGCUAGGAAGCAGUGUCCGUUCCUUGGAUUGUGAUGUGACUCGUGUUACUGUUGGUGGAUGCUCCAUAGUGGUACGACGGAGCUUUUCUCAGGCAGCAUUUUCCACAGGUUGCUAUGGCCAGCCCGUGAACUGCCAUAUGUGUAAACAUCUUCUCCUUUAUCUUCUCCCUUGUUGUGUUCUUACGUGAAGGCAGCUGGAAAUCGGUUGGUUAACCUGUAUCAAGAGAAAACUACACUAUGGGUCUGCUGACCCUUGUUUAACAGACAACAGCUUGUAAAAGUACAUGAAACACGAAAUUAGCUUUUCUUCUAGGUAA